AGGGGCGGAACCGAAACUGCCACAGCUUCCGCAAAAGGGAGCAAGACGGGGAGCAGAAGGGACGAAACCUCCCAAAGCGCUCCGAAUAGACCAGAAGCCCCGCCCUUAUCCCCCCUCCCUCCGGGACGCCUCGAGCGCAGGGUGGAAAAGCUAACUGCGUGGCUGUUUUGUUGUUUAUUCGUAAUUUCCCGGGCGGGGAGGGACUGUCCUCCUUCGUCUCGUCCAAGGCUGCUACUGCGGAUGAAUAGUACUUCGAUCCACUGGACUCAAUGGGAUUGAUUCCAGAGUACAAAUGUAUAGGCUUGUGCUGUUAGCGCACAGCUAGGAGAGGAAAAUCUCACGCAAGGCGGAUCAGUAGUACCAGAAACAAAACAAAAGCCACCAAAUCUGCUCCCGCGACCAAGUCACCCUUGCUGCGUCGUCUGAACUGGCUUUAAGGAGAAAACCGGAUGCCCCGCAGCCUGGUAGCCAGACUUCCAUGCUGCAUGCUUUGCUGCUGCCCAGCACCUGUUAUCUCCAAUGAAUUCAAAAUGACAAGCAGACGGGCUCACAGAGCACAGUAAACAAGCAAACCUGGUUAACUUUCUCAGGUUUCAGAGAGCACAGUUACUGCUUUAAUGAUGAUGGCUGAAGAGUGUGCAUCGCUCUCUAAAGACCUGGAAUGCUCUGGAACAUCCACAGCUGAGACCCCCACUAUUAAAGACAUAGAACAACUCUUGAAUGCUGGGAGGCCUUCCUGUAACCAUGUUGAUGAAGUAUGGCCUAAUCUUUUCUUAGGAGAUCUUGUUACUGCUCACAACAGAUUUGGUUUAUGGAAAAUGGGCAUUAGCCAUGUUUUAAAUGCUGCCCAUGGCAGAAUACUUUGCCAAGGAUCCCAUGAUUUUUACGGCACAAGUAUCGAAUACUAUGGUGUACCAGCGUAUGACCUUCCUGAUUUUGAUAUAAGUCCGUAUUUUUACCCUGCAGCAGAAUUUAUACACAAAGCCUUGACCACACCAGGAGCCAAAAUCUUAGUGCAUUGUGCAGUUGGGAUAAGCCGGUCCUCCUCAUUGGUGCUUGGAUACCUCAUGAUCUACCAUCAUUUCUCUUUGGUUAAAGCAAUUCAGGCAGUGAGAGAACAUCGGUGGAUUUUUCCCAAUCGAGGGUUUCUGAAACAACUGAGAAAUCUGGACAUUCAACUUAAUAAAGAAAGCACUAAGCAAAAAAGCCAGAAACAAACCCCUGAUAAUUAGGAAAGCAGGGUAUUUUCAACCCUAAAUACCAUGGAACAUUUUCAUUAAAAUGUGUUUUUCAUAGUCA
Messenger RNA from Rhineura floridana, 1299 nucleotides. It is a transcript of the gene DUSP13A, whose product is annotated as dual specificity phosphatase 13A. Gene Ontology annotation, molecular function: MAP kinase phosphatase activity; protein tyrosine/serine/threonine phosphatase activity. Bases 618 to 1232 code for a protein of 204 amino acids. Lineage: Eukaryota; Metazoa; Chordata; Lepidosauria; Squamata; Rhineuridae. The record is from RefSeq and is a predicted model, not a curated record. The transcript is spliced from 4 exons. Gene Ontology annotation, cellular component: cytoplasm. Gene Ontology annotation, biological process: protein dephosphorylation; negative regulation of MAPK cascade.